Messenger RNA from Beta vulgaris subsp. vulgaris (sugar beet), 1698 nucleotides. Its product is annotated as bifunctional protein FolD 4, chloroplastic. Gene Ontology annotation, cellular component: cytosol. The transcript is spliced from 5 exons. Gene Ontology annotation, molecular function: methylenetetrahydrofolate dehydrogenase (NADP+) activity; methenyltetrahydrofolate cyclohydrolase activity. Bases 80 to 1186 code for a protein of 368 amino acids. The record is from RefSeq and is a predicted model, not a curated record. Gene Ontology annotation, biological process: tetrahydrofolate interconversion. NCBI's taxonomy places the organism in Eukaryota, Viridiplantae, Streptophyta, Magnoliopsida, Caryophyllales, Amaranthaceae.
UAUUUCUUAAGCCCUAGAUAAAAACCCUUGGCAGUUGCCACUCUCACAAAAGCAUCAACGAUCAGACAACUCAACAAAAAUGGCUUCCAUGAUAUUCUCCGACUGUUCAUCUUCCACAACUGCUCGUUUUCUUCCAUUUAAUUCCCAGAAACUCCGCCAUUGUUACAACGCUCUUCCUUUCUCUCGUCGGAUUCAUCUACCUCUCACCUCCUCAAUCCAAUCCUUACCUUCACUCUCUCUUCAAUCUCACGCUUCCUCGAAUUUCGUUUCAGUUUUAACUACAGCUAAAAUGGCUACUGAGAGCCUUGCAAAAGUAAUUGAUGGUAAAUCCGUGGCCAAGCAAAUUAGGGAGGAGAUAGGAGUUGAAAUAACGAGAUUGAAAGAAGCUACUGGUGUUGUUCCGGGGUUGGCUGUGAUACUUGUUGGGGAUAGGAAGGACUCUGCAACUUAUGUUCGUAAUAAGAAGAAAGCUUGUGACUCAGUGGGGAUUAAUUCUUUUGAAGUACAUUUACCUGAAAACUCAACAGAAGAGGAAGUUCUCAACUCUAUAACUAGGUUCAAUGAAGAUCCUACAGUUCAUGGAAUACUUGUUCAGUUACCUCUUCCAUCACAUAUGAAUGAGGAAAAAAUUCUAAAUGCUGUUAGAAUUGAGAAGGAUGUUGAUGGAUUUCACCCUCUAAACAUUGGCCGUCUUGCAAUGCGGGGUAGAGAUCCCUUGUUUGUUCCAUGUACACCAAAAGGAUGCAUAGAGUUAUUGCAUAGAUAUGGAAUUCAAAUAAAAGGGAAAAAAGCAGUCGUGAUAGGGCGUAGCAAUAUAGUUGGGAUGCCGGCUGCUCUUUUGCUGCAAAGAGAAGAUGCUACUGUUACAAUCGUUCAUUCUAGAACAAGCAAUCCUGAGGAUAUCAUAAAACAAGCAGAUAUUAUCAUUUCUGCGGUAGGGCAAGCAAACAUGGUUAGGGGUAGCUGGAUUAAGCCUGGUGCUGUCAUCAUCGAUGUGGGGAUAAAUCCAGUUGAGGAUCCAGAAAGUCCUCGAGGAUAUCGAUUAGUUGGGGAUGUUUGCUAUGAAGAGGUUGUCAAGGUUGCUUCAGCUGUUACCCCUGUUCCUGGAGGUGUUGGUCCAAUGACCAUCGCAAUGCUUCUUUCGAAUACUCUGAGUUCAGCAAAAAGGAUGCACAGUUUUAACUGAUAGCGUUGGUGAAAGUUAUAGAUUAGAAAGGUGGAAAACCAUCCACAUGGUAGCAUAAUUGCCACAUCACAAAUUUGCUACAAUGUAGAAUUAGUUACUGUAACAACAGAUAAAAUCCAAGAUAAACAACACAUUAGUUGAUCAUUUCGGGUACUGUUGCUCCCAUGUGUCGGGAAGGAGGAGCUUCUGUUAGGGAAAAAAAAGGGGGGGCUAACUAGCUCUCCUUGUCAACAUUUGCGGAAAACAAAUUGGCUGAAUACAAUUCCAAGCCUGUUGUGCAAGCAAAUCCAUUGCAAAUUGCAGUGCAUGAUUUUCAUGUCAAUUGUCAUCCGAGUAUUUUUCGUAAUAACAGGGUUUUAGGAUGAAUUUUGAAUUUCUUGCCUUAGCCCUCUCUAUCAUAUGUAUUGGAUGGAAUUGAGCCAAAUUGUGAAUCCAUAUGUUGUAACUUCCUAAACACUAUAUUUUGCCAAAUUUAUAAUUGCAAAUGAGAUGAUUCAUAGUUGCAGAAAGAA